Molecule: messenger RNA, 1152 nt
Organism: Rotaria sp. Silwood2
Lineage: Eukaryota; Metazoa; Rotifera; Eurotatoria; Philodinida; Philodinidae
Source: the annotation of a GenBank genome assembly
AUGGCUGAAACUGCAAUUGAAACAAUGAAUUAUUCGACAAAUACUGUUGAACAUCGUGGAUCACCAAUAUCGAUGAAUAAUGAAACUAUGCAUGCGGUACAUGAUGCAAACAAUAUUGAAAUCGUGUCUGGCAUGCAACAUCAAAACGAAGCUUAUCAAUCACAUAUUACUGGUAUUACAAGUUCUCCAUUGAUCAAUAGAAAAGAAAUUUUUCGACGUACAUCAUCAAGCGAUUGUAUUGAUCAAUUAGCUAAUCAAACAAUUUUACCAAAUUUAAAUCAAUAUCCGAUCAAUCAAGAUCCAAAUCCUGAAUAUAUUCGACGUCCUAAUAAUGAACAUGUUAUUUAUCGAAAAGAUAUAGCUAUUCGUUAUUUACAACCGCCAACUCCACCACCACCAGGUCCUAUUGUUGUACGUGAAAUUCGUGCUCCUCUACCUCCCGAAGCUCCUCCAUUGGUCAUACAUCAACGUGCUAAUGCUCCCAUGACUCCACCACCAAUGAUAAUUCGUGAACGUCCACCAAUGCCACCUCGCAUAGAACCACCUUGUACUGUUAAUAAAGUUUUACCUCCACCUCCACCACUUCCACGAAAAGUAAUCAUCGAACGGCAAGCACCAUUACCACCAAAGCCUCAACCGGUUAUUAUUGAAAAAUGGCUUCCCUAUAAGCCAUCACCGGAACGACGUGUAAUCGUCGAACGAGCUCCGCCAGUUCUACAAAGGCCAAUACAAAAAAAUACAAUUAUUACACAUGAUGCUCCUCAUGUUGAUCUUAUUAAAAAUGUUCGUCAUCUUGGAGUUGUUCGUGCGGAUCCACUUAUUUAUACUGCUCAAUAUGGUCAAUAUUUAUCAUCAAAUGAAUAUGUUUACAGUACAAUGGCAAAAUUUGGUCUUGGAGAUUAUUAUACGCAAAUGACUCACAUACCAAUAACACCACACUCACCAAUACUAAAUAAUAAUCAUCUACAAGCAAAUUAUGCUCAUAUUAAUAGUCAACAAUCAAUGACUAUUGCAGGACAAAAUACAUCAAAUAUACAUCAAUUACAAAAUGAAAAUCAACGUAAUUACAUAGAAAAUCAUGCAGGAAUGAUUUUACCUGAUCAAUGUCAUUCGACUAUUGAUGGUUUUAAUCAAACAGAAAUUUUCCAAUAA